AUGCGGGAUGAGGAGUUUGCCUUUAAUCCAGUAAGACUGAUCGAGGAGGUUAAAAAGCGGCCAGGCCUGUACGAUCAGGGUUUGCAUCCUUUAGACAGGGAAGACAAGUUGACGCUGUGGAAGGAAGUUGGAGCUGCACUGUGUUCCCAAUGGGACACGUAUGACCGUGCCGCGGCCUAUGAUCGAGUAUUACAGCUACAAAGGAAAUGGCGUUCCCUUCGUGACGCAUACAAUAGGGAAUUACGUUCGCGGAAAACGGGUGUCAGAGUACAUAGAAGAGUUUACGUUUACUUCAAGAAGUUAAAAUUUCUUGGUGGUUUCGAAGGUGAAAUAAGCAGCGAUUCGGACCAUUCUAAUUGUGCCACCAAUGAAGACCAACCGGAAGAGGAUAGCAUUAAAACAGAGCUUGUUGAGCCUACACGAAAAAAACGUAAAAAGCGACGCGUCAAAAAACCGAGUUCAGAAUUCGCACCAGAGGAGGUGGAAAUGCCAAUAUUUCCAGUGGACGUGCCUGACGAAAGCGACAGUGAUAAACUCUUCCUUCUGUCGUUUCUGCCUGAGAUGAAACAGUUUCCUCUUGACAUUAAAAUGUGGGCGCGAGCUCAGAUAGCGAACGUGAUGCAGGAGGCAGUCACUGCGCAUAUGUCAAAAGUAUUGCCCAGUUCUGCUAACGAACGAAGGUUUCAGAUCAAGCAGCCGAGAGAUAGCUUUGAUUAA
Pieris macdunnoughi is the source of this 717-nucleotide messenger RNA. Lineage: Eukaryota; Metazoa; Arthropoda; Insecta; Lepidoptera; Pieridae. The record is from the annotation of a GenBank genome assembly.